AUGAUUCGUAGACUAGAGUUCAACCAAGGGAGUGGUUUUGAUUUGAUUCUUAUCCCUAGUUCUGAUUACGAAAGAAGAUUUGCAGAAAUCGAAGCCUUCUUGAAGACUACAACCAAAAUGAUGCAUGUUCAGGUUGAAGUUGUAGAUCGAAAGAUUGAAAAUGAGAUUACAGGUCUGAAAACUGAAUUAGGUCCACUUACCUUUGAUUUGGAAAGUAUUGACCUAGAUAAUCCCACAUUAAUACUGAAUCCAACCACAUGGACACAGGUAGCUAACAUCAUAUUCGUAGAUAUACCCGCUGGUACUGGCUUUUCCUAUGCAAAAACAAAAGAUGGAUGGAUUAGCAGCGACACUAUCUUGGCUAAUCAAGCGAGUCAGUUUAUAAAAAAGUUCCUCCUUGAUCAUCCCAAGUUUUUUAAGAAUCCACUAUACAUAGCAGGGAUUUCUUAUAUUGGUAUUGUUGUUCCCAAAAUUGCUUUAGAUUUAUAUGAAGGUAAUGAACGUGGGGAUCAACCAUCAUUGAAUAUUCAAGGGUACAUUCUUAUGAGUCCUCUCACCGAUAAGUUCAAGGAUUUUAAUUCAAGACUUGAAUAUACUCAUCGUAUGGCACUUAUAUCAGAUGAUAUUUAUAAGUCUGCAAUAAAAAAUUGUUAUGGAAACUAUGUCAGCAUUGAUACAACCAACUCAUUAUGUGCAAAAAGUCUUCACCAAUAUGAAGAGUGCACAAGUCGUAUUCAAAUGGAUAACAUCUUGGAACCGUUUUGUAAUGAAAAUGACGAAAUGUCAAGUUGUGAAAGUGAUUUUGAUAAGGCUGUAGGCGUUUGGGCGAACAAAAAGGAUAUACAACAAGCUCUCAAUAUUCGCCAAGGAAAAACUGGAAUAUUCGAAUUGAUCAAUAGUACAUUGCAUUACAAUCAAGGAAAGAACGACACAUUUUGUUAUUCUUAUGAUAUUUUUAGUAGUUUUCUCUACCAUAAGAAAUUAUCUUGUAAAAAUUGUCAAAGCCUGAUCAUGAGCGGCGACCAUGAUAUGACAUUUCCUUAUGUUGGCGUUGAACAAUGGAUUGCUUCUCUCAAUCUUGGUGUGGAAAUUCCAUGGAAGCCUUUCUAUGUUAAUGGUCAAGUUGGAGGAUAUAAAACAAAAUAUGUACAAAAUGAUUACUCGUUGACAUAUGCCACAGUUAAAGGAGCAGGACAUUUAGUUCCAUAUAACAAGCCAAGAGAAACUUUUUCAUUACUGGAGAUGUGGCUCUCUUCAAAAUUUUAUUUAAGUGAUUCUUAAGUUAAAAAGGGUGGGUAUUAUGUGAUGC
Lactuca virosa is the source of this 1309-nucleotide messenger RNA. Lineage: Eukaryota; Viridiplantae; Streptophyta; Magnoliopsida; Asterales; Asteraceae. The record is from the annotation of a GenBank genome assembly.